UUAACAUAAAAAACACUUGAGGCUACUUUAACAAAAACCAAAUAUGAAGAAGCUUGAUUCCUUCCAUGUUCCACCCAAACGAGGAGAGAGGCAAAGUCCACUCUGAUGAUUCUUCUUCUUCUCAGGGACAUGACAUCCUGAUGGAUUUGAUGAAGCAUCCUGUUCUGGCAUCUGCUUCGUCAUCACUUAAUGAGGUUGCAGAAAGGAAGUUCUCUGUUUCUAAAGACUGUAAUUCGAGCAUAUCAAGACGUAAUAGAUGCGUUUACAUUUUCCAGAGAGAAUAUGCAACUGUGGAUCCUGCACUUGUUGAUGUGGUUGGCACGGAUGAGGCAACAACUUGUGUGGGCCUUGUCAUAAGGAACCAAAAAAGUGGAAUGACAUCUGUUGCUCACUUGGAUUCACCUGAUGUUGUUGAUAUUGGCCUAGCCCAGAUGUUGGCUUUUGUUGUCAAUCACAGCUCUGAUGCCAUGUUGGAUGUUCAUCUAAUUGGUGGUUUUGAUGAUGCCUCACCUAAACAUGUUAAUGGUAUCACAAAAGGUCACGAAGAGUUGGAAGGCUAUUCCUUUCCUUUGUGUAAGAAAAUAGUUGACAGCCUGGCAAAGAGUAAUGUGAAGUUCCAGAUUCACACUCUCCAUGUUCUUGGGCACAAUACAAGACGAGAUUCUGAAGGAAAUGCAUACCCCAUCUUCACUGGUUUCUUGAUGGAAACUGCCACUGGGUCUAUUGUACCAGCAAACUUUGACGCAACAACAAGAUGUCCCGACGAAGUUGUUAGGAGAAUACGAGUAACUGCAUCUUUUGAGGACCCUCAUUGGGAUGGAAGAUUACUAGAGACAUAUGAUACUCACACUGAACAAUUUGUAAUUGCUCCAUGCACUUGGAGCAUGCGUAAGCUGCAUAUUGCCCUCAUGCUACAGAAUUUAUCUGACCAGGAAAUCCUUCUUAGGUGUUCCACCUCUCCUUCUGCCGAGGCUCCAGAUUUCGUUGAUAACCAAAGAAGGCAGUGGGACUAUCUCAUUCAACACCCAGAUUGGAGUGAAACAUUCCCUUUCAACCAGCCACGUAUAUUUCGAAGGACAGAAGAUAAGAGUUGGGUGAGGCACCAAGCAAAAUUUAGCAGCCCAUCUUAUGCAUACGCUGAUUAAGUUCCUUUCGUUCAAGGGGAAGGGGAAGUUGGCGCAUGUUUUGUGGUUAAAGCAGUUUUCUGAACACCCUUGCUUCUGUGGGAAAGGAUAGGAGUCGUAGCUAAGACUUUCCACUUACUGCUCUAUUGAUGAAUAAAAGCUUGAAAUAAUUUGGGAAUUUCUUUACUGGAUUUUCCUAAUAGAUUGUUUCACAGGAUAAAGGUAGCAGUGAAUAACUAAGAAUUCCGUUCACAUGCUCCAUUGAUGAGCCAAAACUUGAAAUGAUUGGCAAUAUUCUUGUUAGGUUGUCUUAUUAAUUGUUUUAUACAAUAAUCGGUUUUCAGAUAGUA
Lycium barbarum (goji berry) is the source of this 1474-nucleotide messenger RNA. RefSeq names its product protein N-terminal asparagine amidohydrolase. NCBI's taxonomy places the organism in Eukaryota, Viridiplantae, Streptophyta, Magnoliopsida, Solanales, Solanaceae. The coding region runs from base 66 to 1145 and encodes 359 amino acids. Gene Ontology annotation, biological process: ubiquitin-dependent protein catabolic process. Gene Ontology annotation, cellular component: nucleus. Gene Ontology annotation, molecular function: protein-N-terminal asparagine amidohydrolase activity. The transcript is spliced from 11 exons. The record is from RefSeq and is a predicted model, not a curated record.